Messenger RNA from Caenorhabditis elegans, 3482 nucleotides. RefSeq names its product Neprilysin-2 (gene nep-2). Gene Ontology annotation, biological process: proteolysis. The transcript has 18 exons. Gene Ontology annotation, cellular component: membrane. The record is from RefSeq and is marked reviewed. NCBI's taxonomy places the organism in Eukaryota, Metazoa, Nematoda, Chromadorea, Rhabditida, Rhabditidae. The coding region runs from base 212 to 2422 and encodes 736 amino acids. Gene Ontology annotation, molecular function: metallopeptidase activity; metalloendopeptidase activity.
AAGGAAAAAGCCCCAAAACAUCUAAAAAAAACAUCUGAAAAAAAACUGAAAGGGUGAAAGAAUCCAUGCCUUGAAUACAAGUCGCGGACCACUGGAAAAACGGCUGAGAAAAAUUUGGAAAGUUCUGGAACUUACUUGGAUUUGACUCUCGGAGCCCGGUCGAGCCAAAAUUGCGAAGCAGCCGGAGCAGAACGGUCGGACGCCUCCCGAUAUGAGGCCCGACGAGGAAGAUGGCACCACAAAAAGCCCCGGAUCGCGAUGGACGAGGAUAUGGGCCAUCAUCGCACUGAUAUUGCUCAUUUUAUUCCUGUUAGUCUUAGGCGCCGCUAUUUAUUUCUACAUCAACUAUAAGGACAGCUCAGACGUUUGUCUUUCGCCGGGAUGCAUCAAAACUGCAUCCGUGAUAUUAUCAUCCAUGAACUCUUCCGUCGACCCCUGCGAUGAUUUCUACGAAUUCGCUUGUGGUCAAUGGAUCAAAGGACACCCGAUACCAGACGACGCGCCGAGUGUCUCAAAUUUUGAGAACCUCGGCCAGGACCUCGAGUUUGCGCUGAAAGAACUUCUCGACGAGAACGACGAGCCGUAUGACUACGAGACAUCUGCCGUCGGGAAGGCCAAAUAUUUUUAUAAUUUGUGUCUGAACGAGUCGGAAAUUCUGGACAACUGGCGGACGACGUUCGACGAGGUGGUGAAAAGUUUCGGCGGAUGGCCGAGUCUCGGGCAUCAGAUGAAGCCCGAUGCGAGUAUUGAGAUGUUGUACGCCGACAUGGUGGCCAAAUUCAAAGCAGAUAGCCUAUUUAAAGCGACUGUUCAACCGGACGACAAAAAUUCUCAGCGCCACGUCCUCCUGAUUGAUCAGCCACAGCUUAACCUAUUCGCCCGGGAUUUCUACGUGGCAGCCGAGAACGAGGAGCGCAUGGCGUACUUGCAGUUGAUACGAGACGUCCUCAUUCUUCUGGAUGCCGACCGCACCAGAGCCACACUGGACGCCAAGGAAAUUAUCGAUUUUGAGACUGCGCUGGCCAAUAUAACUAUGGCAGACGAGCAUCGGCACGAUAUUGCGGAGCUCUACACCAAAAUCACGUUGGGAGAGAUGAGAAGGUCGUUGCCGCAUUUCAAUUGGCCUCUGUUCUUCAAUAGAAUGUUCAAGGACUUGCAUGAGAAGAAUGGCAAACGAAUUACCUUCGAUGACAACACGGAAGUCGUAGUCUACGGCUAUGAAUUCCUCCGCCGGCUGGAUGUUCUCAUUCCACAAUAUGAUAACAGAUUGAUUGUGAACUAUCUGGAAUGGUGUUGGUUCUUUAAAACUAUGCUCAGAGACCUCCCCGAUCCAUUUGCACUGACCAUUUUCAAGUUUUACAAGACUUUGAAUAUCAUGAAUGUACAAAAAGUGCGAUGGCACGGAUGUGUGACACGGAUCAAUAGCCUAAUGCCAAUGGCCACGUCAGCGAUUUAUGUGAAAAAUCAUUUUGAUCAUGAAGCCAAGCAACAGGUGGAAGAGAUGAUUUCACUGAUUAUGGAGUCUUUCGUGGACUUGUUGCUCAGCGAAGAUUGGCUCACUAAGGAGACAAAACAGACGGCAAAACAGAAGGUAAACGAGAUGAAGCGGAAAAUUGGCUAUCCAGAUUAUUUGAACGACCCGGCAGCGGUGAACAAUGAGUAUAAGACUUUUAAGGUCUACCCGGGACACUAUUAUCAAACAAAAUUCAGUUUUUACGAGCAAUACCAACGAGAUGUUCUGGAGAGGAUUACAGAAGCUGUUGACAGGGAGAGAUGGGUCGCUGGAGCCGCAUUGGUCAAUGCUUUUUACAGCCCGAAUACAAAUGAAAUUAUUUUCCCCGCCGGAAUCUUGCAACCAGUGUUCUACAGCAAAGACUUCCCGUCUUCGAUGAACUUCGGAGGCAUCGGAGUAGUUAUCGGACACGAAAUCACACAUGGUUUUGAUGAUAGAGGACGCCUGUACGAUAACCUUGGAAAUAUUCGCCAAUGGUGGGACAACGCCACAAUUUCAAAGUUUGAGCAUAAGGCGCAGUGCAUUGAAAAGCAGUACUCCAGCUAUGUGCUCGACCAGAUAAAUAUGCAAAUUAAUGGAAAAUCCACAAAAGGAGAAAAUAUCGCUGAUAAUGGAGGUCUAAAGCAGGCUUAUAGAGCCUACAAAAAAUACGAAAAACGGCAUUCGCGCCCACCACGGCUACCCGGAGUGAACCUCACACACGAUCAGCUCUUCUUCCUGAACUACGCACAAAUCUGGUGUGGAACCAUGAACGACAAGGAGGCGAUCCGCAAGCUGAGAACUUCCGAGCACUCUCCGGGACCUAUUCGAGUCAAAGGCCCACUCUCCAACAGUUACGAUUUCGCGAAAGCCUACAAUUGUGAGCCGGGAAGCCAAAUGAAUCCGCGUGAAAAGUGUCGUGUCUGGUAGCGAUUCCCAUCAAUUUUUUUUUCUGAAAUUUUUCAAUUAUUAUUACCUUCUCUCUCUCUCUCUCUAUUUCUUCAUAUAAUUUCCCAUCUCCUCUCAACAAAAAAAAAAUUGUGUGAAGCUCCACAGGCUCCGCCCCCAUCUCCAAAAACGAGCGGUAACAUGGAGGGCGUGGCCAGGCGGAAUGUCAUUCUUUGCGCGCUUCAACCUUCUAAGCCGCGUGCACAACUUUUCCUGUGUGCCUGUGUGCUGCUCCACUAGAAUAAUGGCAUCCUCCACCUCCACAACACUAUUCUUCCUUCUGCUCGUUGCCACGUCAUCAAUGAUGAUGGGACACGUCUCCGCGGGCCGAAUUAUACCACAGGUGAGAAUCUACAAAAAAUUGAGCUUAAAUUCCCUAAAAUUGAGUUUUGAGCCGUGGGCUUGGGGUCUUAGGCUUAGGCUUAGGCUUAGGGCAACAGGUUUAGGUCCUUAGGCUUUGGGCCGUAGGCUUAGGGUCUCAGGGUUAGGGCCAGGCUUAAGACCUUAGAAUUAGGGUCUUAGGUUCAAGGUCUUAAGCUUAGGGUCUUAGGUUCAGGGUCUUAAGUUUAGGCUUAGGACUUUAGACUUAGGGCUUUAGGCUUAAGGCAUUAGGCUUAGGCUUAGGCUUAGGCUUAGGCUUAGGCUUAGGCUUAGGCUUAGGCUUAGGCUUAGGCUUAGGCUUAGGCUUAGGCUUAGGCUUAAAGCCUCAGGCUUCAGGUUACAAUGUGACUGCAAAAGUCUGGAGUUUCACACAAUUUUCCGCUGAAAGUUCUAAUAUCCCAAAAUUCCCAAAAUAAACUUACUCCCAAAAUAUCCUUGUUCUUCCCACACACUUCCAUGGUCUCAUCUUGAACUUUUUUUUCGCCAAAUUUUUUUUGCCAUUUUUAUCCCAUACCCAGCUUAACCUCCCAUCUAUUCUCUCAUUUUCUUGCCUAAAUAUAUUUUUUGCCCCAUUCCCCCAUAUUUUUUCUUACCCAAAUCCCUGUCAAAAGCCGAAAGCUGUGCACACACAAACUAAUAAAGACGUUGAAAAAAUUGAAAA